AUGGAGGCAUUUCCAGUCGGGGACGAGCUGGGCAGCACCCCAGAACCCACCAUUUUGCAGCCUGCCGGGACCGCUCCGGCGCCGGCUUAUCCUGCCUUCGAGUCGCAACAAGGCGAGCACCUGCGCGUCGGGGAGGACGUCCAGUUCAGCGAAGAGGUGGAAGACAGAGGUUUGCUAGAAAGCAGCACAAGAUUAAAACCUCAUGAAGCUCAAAACUACAGAAAGAAAGCAUUGUGGGUUUCGUGGGCCUCCAUUGUUGUUACACUGGCUCUGGCGGUGGCUGCUUUCACUGUCUCUGUAAUGAGGUACAGUGCUUCAUCAUUUGGAUUUGCAUUUGAUGCCACGUUGGAUGUGUUGUCUUCAGUGAUAGUUCUGUGGCGUUACAGCAAUGCAGCAGCAGUUCAUUCGGCACACAGAGAAUAUAUAGCGUGUGUCAUCUUGGGUGUGAUAUUUCUUCUGUCUUCUUUAUGUAUAGUGAUCAAAGCCAUCCAUGACCUUGCAACUAAGUUGCUUCCAGAAGUGGAUGACUUUCUAUACAGCGUUUCAAUUUUAAGUGGAAUCCUUUGUACUACUUUAGCAGUGGUCAAAUUUAUGUUGGGGAACGUGCUUACAAGUAGAGCAUUGUUAACAGAUGGUUUCAACUCUCUGGUAGGAGGAAUUAUGGGCUUUUCCAUCCUCCUGAGUGCGGAAGUUUUUAAGCACAAUGCUUCUGUUUGGUACCUGGAUGGAAGUAUAGGAGUUCUGAUUGGACUUACAAUAUUUGCCUAUGGUGCCAAGCUGCUUAUGGAUAUGGUUCCCCGUGUACGGCAAACACGUCAUUAUGAAAUGUUUGAAUGAAGGCAACUCAGCUAUUGGACUGAAUACAUUUUGCAGGAUUUGAAAACAACCUACAUCCUGCCAAGUGGGGCCAAUCCCUACUUGCAAGAUUGAAUUUUGUUGUUGUUCAUAUUAUUUUUUCAUCAUCAUUCAAGGGGAAACCAAUCUGUACAAAUAGGCAAAUACAUGCACUGCUUAGAUCUCUGCAAUCUCAUUUGGCAUAGGCUCCCCCAAAUCCAGCAAGCUGCAAUAGAAAUGAAUAAGACGUCUAAUCCUUUUUGCUACAUGUUUAAGUGAUUAGGCCUCUCAAGUCACUUGACAGCUGCCCAUUUAAAGGGGCCAAAUUAAGCAGGGUCCUAG
Messenger RNA from Pseudonaja textilis, 1176 nucleotides. It is a transcript of the gene TMEM163, whose product is annotated as transmembrane protein 163. Gene Ontology annotation, cellular component: synaptic vesicle membrane. Gene Ontology annotation, molecular function: zinc ion binding. The record is from RefSeq and is a predicted model, not a curated record. Lineage: Eukaryota; Metazoa; Chordata; Lepidosauria; Squamata; Elapidae.